Messenger RNA from Mobula hypostoma (lesser devil ray), 5877 nucleotides. RefSeq names its product semaphorin-4F-like. The transcript is spliced from 14 exons. The record is from RefSeq and is a predicted model, not a curated record. Bases 338 to 2647 code for a protein of 769 amino acids. Gene Ontology annotation, molecular function: chemorepellent activity; semaphorin receptor binding. NCBI's taxonomy places the organism in Eukaryota, Metazoa, Chordata, Chondrichthyes, Myliobatiformes, Myliobatidae. Gene Ontology annotation, cellular component: plasma membrane. Gene Ontology annotation, biological process: axon guidance; neural crest cell migration; positive regulation of cell migration.
CUACCUGGCGCUGUUGUCAUGCUCCAUGUAGGAACAAGAAAGCAACUGCGUAAUAUGUCUGACUGUCGACAUCAAGCGCAGUUUUUUAAGCAAGCAAACUUUUCGUAACUCCAGAGGAUUCGAGGCUGAACUACAGACCAACUUUAAAACCGUGUUGGAUUACAAAAAGUUGCUUUUAAAAAAAAAAUUAGGGGAAGGAGUGCUGACCUUUAUUUCAAACACCUGGUCGUGGCGUUUGUACUUUAUUCUUCUCCGCCCGGUGGUAUUAGAAGCAAGAAGAUAACUGGGAGAGAAAAAGAAUUGGAAAUAUUUUUGUUCUCAGAUAUCUUAAGACACGAUGAAGGGGGGAUCCGCGGCUGUGGCUGUUUACGUUGCGAUUUUCUGUCCUAUCAGUGUCUAUGUUUUGGGCUUGGCUAAGGAAUCACUUCCCAGGAAGACCAUCUCUUAUAGUGAGCUUCAACAACUGACAUCAAUGCGAAGCUUUCUGAAGGACAGUGAUAACACUUUUAACAGCUUUUUGGUGGAUGAACCACAUAACCGCUUUUAUGUGGGAGCAAAUAAUACGAUCUAUGUGCUCAAUUUGACUUCCGUGGACCAGGACCUAUUUACGAUCGACUGGAAAGUCACAGAGAAGGAACAUCAUUCCUGCUUACGAAAAGGCAAAAAGACUAAAUGUAACAAUUAUAUUCGAAUCCUGGAAGUCUGGAAUGAGACGCAUCUCUUUGCCUGUGGGACCUACGCCUUUGACCCGCAUUAUGCGUUUAUCAACGUCUUUGACUCAUUCGACGCAUCGGAGAGCAGAAUUGCCGGAAUGGAGAAUGGCCGAGGAAGGUGUCCAUUUGAGCCCACGCACCCUUUUGCAGCAACUUUGGCAGACCAAGUGCUGUAUGCAGCGACUGCAGUUGACUUUCAGGGCAAGGAUAUAGCCGUGGUUAAGAGUAAAGGGCAGGUCGAAAAGAUUCGCACGGAAGAAUCUGUCAAUUGGCUGAGUGAUCCACAGUUUGUGGGAUCAACAUUUGUCAGGGAAAAUGAAGGGAGUGGUGACGAUGACAAACUCUACUUUUUCUUCAGUGAGGUAGCUCGAGAGUUUGACUACUAUAAGAUCCCGCGAGUUCCGAGGGUGGCCCGUGUUUGCAAGAGUGAUAUUGGUGGCCUGAAGACACUUCAGAAGAAAUGGACUUCUUUCCUUAAAGCCCGUUUGGUGUGCUCUGAUGAGAAAAAUGAGAUGUAUUUUAAUACAAUUCAUGAUGUAUUUACACUGCAGCGGGUCCCAGGUGAUGCAGAAUCAACUGUUUUCUACGGCGUCUUUUCCACAAAAUGGUACAACCAAGUUAUUUCUGCAGUGUGUGCGUACAGCAUUAAGGAAGUGAAUGAUGCUUUCCUUGGGUCAUACAUGGGAUAUAAAAGUGAUGCGAGGAAAUGGGUUAUCUUUGAGGGUGAAGUUCCGGAUCCCCGACCUGGCAUGUGCAUCACUGAUAAGCUGAAAGAGAAAGGCUAUAAUACAACGUUAGAUCUUCCAGACAACGUGCUAAUGUUUAUUCGAGAUCAUCUGCUAAUGGCAGGAUUUAUAAAUCCGAUUGGUAAGAAGCCACUCCUAAUCAUGAAGGACACGCGGUAUUCCAAGAUUAUUGUCCAGAGAGAAAAAUCCAGGAGUGGUUCAGAUUAUGAAGUUUUCUAUUUGGGAACAGAAACUGGACAUUUGCAUAAAGUGAUCAAUACCGGCUCCAAAGUUCUUGUGGUGGAGGAUUAUGUCAUCUUUAAACCAGAGGAGAAAGUACUCAGCAUUGCAUUACGGCAGGGGUUUCUCUACAUUGGAUCAUCUAAUAGGCUGGUUCAACUUCCAGCAGUGAACUGCAGCCGAUAUUCCCACUGUAAUGCCUGUCUCCUGGCAAGGGAUCCAUCGUGUACCUGGGAUGUGCAGAAAUGGGAAUGUGUUCACAUUGAAAGCACAAACAUCCAGAGCAGAUCUCAAAAUAUGGAGAAUGUCUCUCAGCAAGCUAAAACCUUAUGCAAGAACGGAAAAGAAUCUCCUGUCCCCUUGACAAAGGUAGUAUCCGUGGUGGAGGGAGCUACCGUGUUUCUUCAGUGCACUCCUAGUUCUGCCUGGUCGACCUGUGAAUGGGCAACAUCAAACGGAACCUUGGAGAAUAAUGACAACAUUGGAGGGAUUCAUAUCGUGGUCUCACAGAGCACUCUGGGUGAAUACAAAUGCUCAUGUGUUGAGGACGAAAUAUGCAUUCCUGAAGCUCACUACAGUUUGGAGACCAAGCCUUCAAAUAGUUCCAGCAAGUUUAAGGAUUCUGUUAAUUAUUUCCUGAUGUUUGUCUUCCUUGUUCUUGGCAUUUUUACUGGUGUCCUUGUCUACAAGUAUGGCCACUCAUGGUGUAUAAAAAUGUUAGCUUCUAAGGGUGGCUGCAACAGAGACUACACGAACGCACCGCAGGGUGCCACGGUCCACAGCUUGGACUCUACUGAUGAAGUCCGGCCCUUAACCAUUACCCAGCGGAGUGGAUCGGGUGGAAAUGGAACCAGUGAGAAAGAGGUGGUUAAUGAAAACGUGGAGAAGGAGGUGAAUGGAAUGAACUUGGGCUCUCCAAGGAACCAGACCAUUUCAAUCAUAUCAUUCCAGGAUGAAACCUCAAUUUAAUCAAGGUCAGACUCGAGCCCUUGAAAAAUGUGUCCUGAAAGGGUAGCCAGGCAUUUGCUUUGCCGCAAUCUUCCUUAUUGCAUUUGUGGUGUUGCUUUUAACACUGUCCACUAGUCUUCCUUCCAAGAAAGAACAUGACCGCUGUCCCAGCCCAACCCCCACUCAGCAACGUUGUCACAUCCGCUUCCCUGCCUCCUUGGGUAGAGUGGCUGGGGUUUGCAACACCUCCUUGUUUACAGUUGCACUGUUUGAGACGUUGUGUGGUUACCUUGUGACCUUCGAUUUUCUAUAGACAACCCAAGUUUUUCCAGUUUUAUUUACAUCAAAAUAACUAAGGAAUUGAAAUCAUUUGAUUUGGUGAAUAAACAUUCACAUUCUGCAAAAUGCAAAUGUGUUUGGAAAGACAUUAGGUAAUGUAACUUGAGGUACUUGGACCAUGGAGCUCUGGGUUGUCUGCUAUGCUGUGUUGAAUUCACUGGCAUCGGUCUGGGAUACCAGUGAGGACUCAGCCCCUGACCAAGAAGGGUAAAUAUGAGCACUGAGAAUUUCUGCUCCAGUGACCACUGCCACAGAGGGUACUUCUAGAUAAGUGAAGAAUCAGAACUGGCCUCUAACGUCUUCUGCUGUACGAAGAACAGUGAUAAAAGAGAGGAACAGUGAGAUAAUCCUUUCAGAGCAGCAAGUUCAAGGUACCAAACGGUUUUUCUCAGCAAUGUAUUGUUCUGCUCGCUCAGGUUACAGUGAGUGACCCCACGUGGGAGGGUCCACGCUGAAUAGGACUCGAUGCCUUCUUGAUAUCGUAAACGUCAGCAAUCAUAAGACGCUAGAUUGCUGGGAACCUCUCACCUGUUUCAAAUACAUAAAAGUUGCUAUACUUGAGCAGUGAAAUGAUUGCUAGGAUAUUCAAUGCAAGUUGUGCUUGGCCAGCUCUCAAAGUAGGACUCCUGCAAAUGGUCCACAACCCUCUUCACAGAGUCAAUGUUUAUACUCUGCGACUACUUGCAAUCACUCCCCCCCCUGGAUGGACAGGGAAUUGUAAAGAAUAGCUGAAAUCUGCAUCCAUUUCUUGUCUGGUGUUCUGGAGUGCAGCAGAAAGGAAUUGCUGGUGCCUCCAAUAUCUCUUCCAAAUGGUUCCAAUGUGGUGGAUUUCUUUAUAUAACCAGAAGUGUGGACUCCUGAAACCACUGUAAAAAUGUGCUGCAAAUGGGAGUUUUGUUGAGUUACUCUCAGUUUACUUUUGAUAUUUAGAGACUGCUCUGUAAUUGAUGUGUGAAGUUUUAAGAUUUGCUCUCUCUACUCUAAAAGUUCACCUUGUAAGGGUCAAUUAACUGAUGCUGUUCAAAUGGUUUUGGACCACAGAUGUGAUUGUGGGGUUAGAAUAUGAUUGGUGUGUUCAGUCCUUAUCGAUUGUUACAGUUUAACCGAGAAAACCACUGGAUUUGAGAGGACCUAACUACUGUUUUUAGGAUUAUUUAGAUCAUAGACUCUAACCCUGCUGUUUGGGUGAAGAUCCAUGCUUUAAUCCAACAAGUAAAUUUAUAUUGUUUUUCUUAUCAUCACUUCAAAUUUCCCCCACCAAUAUCUGACCUAUAACCAUCAGUGUUUAGGCAUGAUUUCAAAGUUUGGUCACUAACAAAAUACCUUUUAACUUUAUACACCACCCAUCAUUCUCAUGCAUAGAUUUCUCCUGAAAGGUAGUGGUAAUGAGAUCACUUGAGUUGAGUAUGAUGCUCUCCUAAACGAUUGUCUACAGCUGGGUCCUCAGGUGACUGUAGAGGCCCACAUAUUCCGAGAUAUUAGGGUAGGUCCUCUUAAUGGAGGGUGCAUGUGUGUAAACUGGGUUAACAUGGGGAAGCUGAUGUAUGGGCAGCCACCACAGAUCGAAAUCAGGGCCCUGCGGCAUGGAGUGCGAGAUGUCUGGAGAUCCUUCACUGCCAUUGUGAAGUGUCAUCGUCCUCCGCCAACUCCGUGUUCAGGUCCUGGUUACAUCUACCUUUGUCUGGAAACUCCCCCUUGACGCCUCCAUGGGUGACCCUACCAGAAGCUAAGUGCCAGACAGCUGAACUCCAGAUGGCAUCACUCUCAGGACCUCAGGAUUCACAAGCCUGUCCCCCAUAACAAGGUGACAAUCCUCGGAGAACAGGAUGAUUGUAUAUAAUGUAUGAACUCCACUUAUUAAAGUUACAAUUCUGCCUUUGUCUCGCAGAGUUUAACAUGCACAUUGGAUUGGCAGAACGUAGAGUUCUGUUGCUAGAUAUUCUCUACAAAGUCUAAGAGGAGCAUUAUUGAAAUCCUAGUUGACCAAGGCAUCCUAGGAUAGUGCUGUUAUAAAAUAGCCAUCACUCCAUGUGUUUAUUUGGCCUGGAACUAGAGUCUGCUCCUCGCCUUUAUCAGUAUUCAGUGAAAAGCCUGAGCCUUUCCAGUAUUCUAUGGUAUUGAUUUUAAUAACAUGGCAAAAAAAAAUUUUUAAUAAUGCAGAUUUAUUAGAUUUUUAAAAAUUGGGCUGGAGGUUUUUUUUAAAAGAAUGGGGUAGGAUGUGGGGGAAGGGCAAAUUGGGGAGGGCUUUGCUUAAUGGAUGCAAGGAUCGAACGGCGUCUGGUUGGUACUGGCCCAGGCAGAGUACCAGGGGCACUGCAGGGACAGCAGUGUGGAUGAUAGAGAUUUUUAUCGAUGGCCCUCAGAUAAUGAGGAGAAAGUAUCACAGUGACUUCUGUUUACAAUUGUUUAUCAAUAGCACAAGCCAGUAUGGGUGUGUAGAGGGUGUUACGAUCAGCUUACACUCAGUUAUUCGGUCACUAACUAGUCUCAUAUCACUUGUCACUGUACAUGGUCUCUGGUUUGCUGAACGGACACUGAAGGACCUCUGGUUCGAAAUGAAGCCCACUGCAGUUUGGUGCCCUAUAGAAAGGGGAGAGGUUUAGGAUUUGAGUCGGGGUUCAAUGUUGAUAAACUUCAUUCUUGAAAGAUUAUUUUAGAUUUUCUGACUGUUGCAGUUAGCAACAAUCUUUUUAUGUGAAUUUAUGCCCAGUUAUAAUGUGGUUUUAUAUUUCUUUAAGAUCUUUUGAAAUGUUCUUCUAUCUAACUCAUUGCUGUAUGCUGCCAGAGCAAAACUAUGACUGUUGAGUUUGAACUUCACCUGCAUAAUUCUGGCAGAGAGAAUGGAAAUGGUAAAUGUUAAUAUUAGCUGACUGAGAGAUCCUCAGUCUUCACUGCUGUAUUAUUCAAUUUUU